This is a messenger RNA of Encephalitozoon intestinalis ATCC 50506, 576 nucleotides long. Its product is annotated as thymidylate kinase. The transcript has a single exon. Gene Ontology annotation, cellular component: cytoplasm; nucleus; cytosol. The record is from RefSeq and is a predicted model, not a curated record. Bases 1 to 576 code for a protein of 191 amino acids. Gene Ontology annotation, biological process: dTTP biosynthetic process; dTDP biosynthetic process; dUDP biosynthetic process. Gene Ontology annotation, molecular function: dTMP kinase activity; ATP binding. Lineage: Eukaryota; Fungi; Microsporidia; Unikaryonidae.
AUGACCCAAGGAAAAUUUAUUGUAUUCGAAGGAUUGGAUAGAUCUGGAAAGACAACCAUAGUUGAUAGCUUAUAUGAUAGCCUUUCUUCCAUGGGGGAUGUUCGAAAGAUGAGGUUUCCUAAUAGAAGCGGCAAUAUAGGAAAAGUCAUAGAUGCAUACCUACGGAAAGAAAUCAAUCUGGAAAACGAAACCAUUCACCUGCUGUUCAGUGGAGAUAGAUAUGAACAAAAAAGUACAAUCGAGGAGCUUAGGAAGAGCUCUAUACUUCUCUGCGAUCGCUAUUCCCUAAGCGGGGCAUCUUAUUCUGUAGCCAAGGGCUUAGAUCUCGACUGGUGCGUUAUGGUUGAUUCUGGACUUCCCAAGCCUGACAUGACUAUUUUCAUAGAUAUCCCUCUAGAUGAAAUAUCUCGAAGAAAAGGAUUUGGAAACGAAGUUCACGACCACCUUCCAUUUUUAGAGAAAGUUCUUUCUGCAUACAAGGUCCUUCUUAAAAGAGAAAAAAAUGUCCUUAUUGUCGAUGGAACUUUUCCUAUCUCCUCCAUUGUUGAAAUUGUGAAAAGAAAAAUACUUGAAUAG